AUGAAGACCAGCUUUCUUGCAGUACAAUUCGCCGUCCUGGCACUCGCCCUGCCCGAGCCAGAAGGCCAUGAAUUCCGUGCUCCAGGGCCCUUCGACAGUCGAUCACCUUGCCCUGGCCUCAAUGCCUUAGCGAACCACAACUGGCUGCGUCAUGACGGCAAGAAUCUCGACUGGCCGAUGAUAAACACCGCGGCCCAGGACGCUUAUGGCUUUGGGCCCGGUAUGUACAAGCCAUUCGUCGACAUGGUCUUCCAGUUUAACAUUUCCACCACAAACACACCUAACGAGACUUUCAACCUCUUUGACCUGGCUCGACACGACACAAUCGAGGUCGACGGCUCCCUCACCCGCAAUGACAUCUACUUCGGCGACGAUGUCCACUUCGACGCUUCUGUGUUUGCUCCCGUGGCGCAAGACCUGGGAUUGAACCAGAAUCUCAGCGCGCACAGUUUCGUCACGACAGAGACGGCGGCGCUGGCGACAAAGAAUCGUCUGGCGCUCGCGAAACGCGUCAACCCGGCUUUCAAUGCUUCGGCAUCUCAGCACGAGUCCGAGUACGGUACUACUGCGCUCUACCUUUACACGUUACUGGAUGAAGACAGUGGCACAACGCCGAAGCCAUGGGUGAAAGCAUUUCUAGGUGAGGAUCGGAUCGCUUAUAGUGAGGGCUACAGCAAGGGAAGUUCUGUGAAGACCCAGGAGCAGCUAGAUGCUAUGCUCGAUGCUCUGCUGUCGUUGGCGACGGCGCAGCUCUAUCUCAACGUCACGGCCCUCGGAGCUGCCGACGGCGCCUCAACAAUCGAGUGCUGGCAGGUCAAGUCGCCCUUCGCAGUAGCGACCGAUGCGGGCACGCCGGGCUCGGCAAUCGCGCAGCUGGGCAAUAUCGCCAACAUGUCCUACCUCGCCAUCCCGCCCAACUUUGACGGAGGCUUACACAGAGCACUGGCCAAGCAAUGGGUCUACAUGACCUCGGGCCUGGCCUACACCACCGUGCCCGGCAACAAUAGCGCCGGCGCGUACAUGACGGGCGGCGAGUUCGGCCUGAUCUUCGCUGCGGACACCGCGGACGUGAGCACGGAGGGCCACCGCACCCAGUAUCACAGCAACACGCAGACCAUCGGCAUCCAGCUCCCGACUUUGAAUGGCGAGACCCCGGCGCACGAUGUCUUGCACUCCGGGCCUUGCGUCACCGGUGAAGUCAGUGGACUGCGUUCGUUGGUGUAA
Anthostomella pinea is the source of this 1224-nucleotide messenger RNA. The record is from the annotation of a GenBank genome assembly. NCBI's taxonomy places the organism in Eukaryota, Fungi, Ascomycota, Sordariomycetes, Xylariales, Xylariaceae.